Molecule: messenger RNA, 1722 nt
Organism: Cotesia congregata
Lineage: Eukaryota; Metazoa; Arthropoda; Insecta; Hymenoptera; Braconidae
Source: the annotation of a GenBank genome assembly
AUGGAUAAUGUGAAGAAUUCUUAUAAUCUCAUUGAUAUCACGACUUUGUUCGACAAGACUCAAACGCUGUAUCCGAAUGCGGAUGCUGAAAUUUACCGGGAGAAACACAAACGGAGAAAAAACUUCGAGGGACCACUGAAUACAGUAACCCAGGUGUUCAACUUUAUUAUAACACAAAUAGUAGAUAUAAGCAAUAAAACAAAUUGUUUUAAAGAAAAAAAAUACACUCAAAAAUAUUCGAAGCAAUGGGAACAAGACGAAAACUUAAAAGCAUUUUCGAUAAUCUUAAAUUGGAUAGCUCCUGAUCCUACUGGUAACUGUCAAAAAGCUUAUUGUAAAUAUUGCCGUACUAUUUUAGUAGCACAUAAAAAAGAUCUAGGCAAGCAUGCGAUAUCAAUUAAACAUAAAAAUGCUGUUGAUAAAGAUAAACAAGCAAAAUUAUGUCGUCCAAUAAAUGUGAUAAAACCUCCUAACAAUAAAUUAGAUAACUUGACAGAAUUGUUGAAAAAAAUUGAACCGGAUUCGAAUGUUUUUAGUAAGAUGAAAUUGCAUCGAACCAAGUGUGCAGCACUUAUAAAAAAUAUUUUAAGCCCGUGUAUGCUCGAGGACUUAGUGAAUGAUAUGAAGAAAUCUCCCUACUCACUUAUUAUGAAUGAAUGCACUGAUAUAUCGACUGAAAAAAUUCUAUGCAUAAUGGUACGAUAUUUUUCUUUUAAAAAGAAAGAAUUAUUGACUACAUUUUAUGGUAUUGUAACAAUAGUUGACGCAACUGCUAAUGGUAUUCAUUCGGCUUUAAAAUUACAAUUAGAAGCUGAUGGACUUUCUUUAAAAAAUUUAGUCGGUAUUGGAGUUGAUGGUGCAAAUGUGAUGGUCGGUGUCAACCAUUCUGUUUCAUCGCUUUUGAAACAAGAAGUACCUGAUAUUGUAAUUAUCAAAUGUAUCUGUCACUCUCUCCAUUUGUGCGCUGAAAAAGCUGCAGAAACAUUACCUCGCCAACUAGAAUAUCUUGUCAGAGAAGCUCACAAUUGGUUUUCCAAUAGUCCAAAGCGUAAGGAUGAAUAUAAAAAACUUAAUAAGGUCAUGAAUAGUGAUGAAGCUAAAAAGAAUCCGAAAAAAAUUGCUGGUCUGAGCGGGACUCGUAAAGAUUUCUUGGUGAAACUAUGUACUGAAAUUCAGGAACGAUUGCCUAUGAAUAUUUCUAUAUUGAAAUCAACGAAUGUCUUGACACCGACUUACGCUACAUCACAGAGAAAACCUGAUUUAUCCAAAUUGUUGGAACAAUUCACUAGGGAAUCAUUGUAUGGAUCAAAAGAUAAUAUUAUCAAAGAAUGGAACAUCUUAUCUCAUAAACAGUGGGAUAAUACGAAUGAAACUGUAUCAUUUUGGUCAGAAGUUUACGAGGAUCGUGAUUCAGGCAGUAAUAGAAGAUUUGAAAAUGUUUCUAAAUUUGCUUUAGCACUGUUAACUACUCCCAUUUCAAAUGCUGAUAUUGAAAGAGCAUUUUCCAUAUAUGAUGUGAUAAAGGAUAAAUUAAGGAACAAGUUAGCACUUAGAAAUGGUUCAGAGUAUCAUGAUGGAGAUUACGAACAGUGCACUUCAUUUGUUCCCACUAAAGAAAUGCUGAGCAGAUUUACGGUACACAUGUAUGAUUUUAAAAACGACACUGAAAAAGUAAGUGAUGUAGAGUUUCAAGAACUGCUUGAUAUAACAAAUGCAAUAUAG